This is a messenger RNA of Pyrenophora tritici-repentis Pt-1C-BFP, 3414 nucleotides long. RefSeq names its product DUF2014 multi-domain protein. Lineage: Eukaryota; Fungi; Ascomycota; Dothideomycetes; Pleosporales; Pleosporaceae. The record is from RefSeq and is a predicted model, not a curated record. Gene Ontology annotation, biological process: positive regulation of transcription by RNA polymerase II; SREBP signaling pathway. Gene Ontology annotation, molecular function: protein dimerization activity.
AUGGCUGACGAACCUUACGGCAGCCCCGACGACGGGCUGGAGCUGGAGCGAAUCGCCGUCGGUCCGUACUGCGUGUUUGACGACUUCAGACUUCCUCCGAGCCCGCCGCCCAUGUCCGAAGCCAGGCCGAACACGGACAAGAUGGAAGACCCUAUGCUUUCGAGCGACUAUCCCUUUGCUGCAAACAUGCCCGGCCCGUGGCUCACAACUGCCGGUGACGACCUGACGCUCACUGCACCCGCUGCUGAAAUGGCCAACUGGAACGACUGGAUGCAUUUUGAUCCCCGCGCCGCCGCUGCCCAGCCGUCUCAGAAUAAUCAGCAUGUCGAAACCAAGGCCGCGAAUCCACAGGGGCCUGCCGCGUACCUGGGGCCCGCUCACCAAACUCACCAAACAUCGCCCCAGCCCAACCCUCACCAGCACUCGCAGUCGCUGCAACCCACCAACACACCUACCACCGCGCCCAUGUUCACUCAGUCGCAUGGCUUCACCUUUGGCCAGGGCUCUGAUAUGCCCCAAGCUUUUGACUUUGUCGCAAACGACUUGAGCUCGCCGUUGACGGCCGACAUGCAGCAUCAAAACGCCUUCUAUGCGAACCAGCAAUGGCAACACCACCAACACCACCAGCCGUCCGACAACCCGCUCUUCUCUCCAGCCCAGUACCAGCAGUCUGGCUAUGGCGGGCCACCACCACCCGCCUCAACCCCGAGUCUCCAACAUAGCCCCACCUCGCUAAACAAUGGACGAGCAAGCUCGACUUCGUCGCAUUCAUCACCUGAACCUGCCACCACUAACUCAAGGAAGAGGAAGUCGUCCGAGUCGGAUGAGGGGGAUGAUGAUGCGCCGUCAAGCAAGAAGGGCGGUGGUCCGCCCAAGAAGACUGCACACAACAUGAUUGAGAAGCGAUAUCGGACUAACCUCAACGACAAGAUUGCUGCUCUUCGUGAUAGUGUCCCAAGCCUGCGCGUCAUGUCGCGGCCCAAUGGCACUGAGGAGGAUGAUGACCCCGAGGACCUGGAAGGACUCACACCAGCGCACAAGCUCAACAAAGCAACUGUUCUAUCAAAGGCGACCGAAUACAUCCGCCAUCUAGAGAAGCGAAACAAGCGCCUACAGGAAGAGCUCACCACAAUGAAGGGCCGAGUUGAGAGCUACGAGAAAAUGUCCAUAACCGGACCCAUGUCAUUACACGGAAACCUUGGCACCCCGGAUGGUUCGCGAUAUCAUGAAGAUCCGUUCGCCGCACAACACGGUAUGCCCAUGUCUGCGCCACCACCGCAAGGGAUGAUCCCCGUGCCAGACAAUAUUGCUGCUCUUCAACGUGGACUACCUCCACAGCAGCACUAUGCACCCGCAUAUCCGCCGGGCUACGGCGGCCGCCAAGCACAGGGAGCCCCUAUGGUGAACGCACGGCGGAGCGGUGCGAUGAUGGGAAAGCUCAUGGUUGGCUCUCUCGCAGGUCUGAUGAUACUAGAAGGACUUAUGGAACACGAACAGUCACAAGAAGCGCCAGCUGGCCGUGGCUUGUUUGCUCUUCCCGUCAAUCUUGUCAGCAUCCUAGCUCCUCGCGUUUCCCUUGGUGCAUCAUCGGCUCAGGUUCCUCUUGCCAAGGUCCUCCUCAUCUUCGGCGCCUUCUUCUACCUCGUUGCACCCUGGCUUGACUUCCAGUCGAAACCGAAGAGGAAGUCUCCGCCCGCUGUUCUACUAUCCCCCGCGCCAUCGCUUGCAUCUCCAGUCGAAGUACGUCGAAAGGCAUGGCUUACUGCAAUCCAGACGGUAUGGGUACCUCAGCACAACUUCAUCCUCGAAGUAGCUGCGUUGGGCCUGAAAACGCUCAAGCUCAGCAUGCGCAGGAUCAUUGGCUGGGAAGGUUAUGCGCAUCUCACCGGUAUCACCAAGGAACAAGAAGCCGCUCGGGUCAAGGCCUGGGAGAUUGCACUAGACGCUCAGCUUACGGGUGGAGACGCCGAGAUUAGCAAGAGCCGACUUCUUCUUACAUUGAUUGCUUCUGGCACACUACCCGACACCCCAGCGCGGCUCAUGCUCAAGGCUCUUCACAUCCGUAUUGUCCUUUGGGAAAUUGAAAACGCUGGUCACGGCUCCUGGUGGUUGCUUGAUGGCCUGAGUGCAAAACUGGCCCGAAGCUAUUGGAACGUAGCACGGAGUGAGCAUCGUAUUGCCGUAAACACGUCAAAGCAGAACAGCGAGGCCGCACCACUGCCGGAACAUCUUGCUGCACUUAUCGAGAAGGAGUGCGAUGAGGUCCUGGUUCCUGCCGUCAUUCAGCGUGCAUACAACCUCGCUUGGAACAAACCAAGCGCAGAGCAGACAACAGUAGACACAUCGAUGGACGCUGUUGUCGAAGACUUUGCCAUCUGUUCGCCUUUGGAUGCACUUGCCGCUUGGUACUCUAGCCACACGUUGAAUAAGGGACUCGCAAGCACACUCGCUACAAAGAACUGCUUGCCCAAGGCGGAUGUCCUUUCUAACCUCGACCUGGCUCUCCGAGUGGCACCACCCAACUCGCAAGCUCACCAACGCGCACUCGUCGCCCACGCUGUUGUACUAGACGAUGAACGUGACUCCUACAUUGCAUCGGCGCUCAAGAUCCUUCCAUCAUCACCCAAACCAGCAGAUGCUGGCUUCAUCAACAUUGUUGGCAACGGCUUUGUAGCAGUCGAUGUCCGCAAGGCUCUCACGCUAGCAAAGUGCCUCUCCCUUGUUGCCUCCGAUACCCCCGAAGCCCACCGUCGCGCCGUCUUCGUCGUCAACAACACCUUCCUCCCAGAAGUCACGACUACACUCCUCAGCUUUGUUGCUGCGCAGAAAGUGCUCAUGCACUUCAUAGCAGACAGUGCGCUGAAGACGGAAACUAGCUGUGGUCUGGAGAGGAUUGCUAGUUCACUAAGGAUGUGGAUUGGGCAUGACACGGGUAGGAGGAUUGGACUAACCAACACCACCAGGGCGCGAAUUGUGAACAGAUGUCUUGAUGCCAGCAAAACCUUGGUUGGCUUAUCAGAUAAGAAGAAGAAAGAAGAGGGGGAUGUAGAUGAUGGCUACGUAAGUGCUAGUGUCAAGGACGACUAGCUGUUUGAUUUGGCUUCUGCUUCGUUUUUUUCUGUUCCGUUGUUUUGAUGCGAGUGUACGCGAAUGGAAAACGGAGACGAGACAUGGGUAUCAUAACCCCCUUUGGCGUUGGCGUUGCUAUGGUCAAGCUAUCCUAAGUAUGGAUAUGCAUUUUUGUGAGAUUAAUCUCUGGGUUGAUGUAGUUUUGCAGCGUUUUGGGUCUUGUGGUCUAUAGGCUGCUGUCUUGUUAUCAUUAUUUAUAUUGCCAUCUAAAUGGUUUGUCUGUAGUUGACCAUAAUCUUGCCAUUGUAUGCAAGAGAUGCCGAAUCCAAUGCAUGUCAUACAGUA